This is a messenger RNA of Momordica charantia (bitter melon), 969 nucleotides long. RefSeq names its product late embryogenesis abundant protein D-34-like. Lineage: Eukaryota; Viridiplantae; Streptophyta; Magnoliopsida; Cucurbitales; Cucurbitaceae. The record is from RefSeq and is a predicted model, not a curated record.
CAGGAAACCAUCAAAUACGGCGACGUUUUCAACGUCUCCGGCGACCUGGCUUCCAACCCCAUUGCACCUCAGGAUGCUCGCAUGAUGGGCAGUGCCGAAACCAGAGUUCUGGGGGAAGUGCCACGCGCCGGUCCGGCCGAUGUCAUGCGAGCCGCCGCCGCCCAUAAUGUCCGAACCGGUAUUCUCAGCAGCCGUGAUGUUAGCGACGCAGCAAAAUACCAGGGUAUUAACAUCAGCGAGACCGACGUCCCCGGAGCCCGCGUCGUUACCGAAUACGUCGCCGGACAGGUGGUGGGACAGUAUAUGGAUACCACGGCGGCGAGUGGGGCAGUGUCGACGGCGCAGAACGUAAUAACGAUCGGAGAAGSACUAGAAGCGGCGGGUGAAGCUGCAGGAAACAAGCCGGUGGAACAGAGYGACGCAGCAGCAAUUCAAGCCGCAGAGGUAAGAGCAACCGGCAGCAAUAUCAUAGCCCCUGGCGGGCUCGCCGCCAUGGCUCAGUCGGCGGCGGCUUUGAACGCCGGAUUCGAACGAGACGAGGACAAGAUCCAGCUUAGCCGUAUCCUAACGGGUGCAACUGGAAAGCUGGCGUCGGACAAGCCGGUGGGCCGGGAGGAUGCGGAAGGGGUGGUGACGGCGGAGCUGAGGAACAGUUCGAACCUGACGACACACCCCGGUGGGGUGGCGGCCUCCAUCGCCGCGGCCGCCAGGCUGAACGAGGGCAGUAAUGCAUGAAAAAUUGAACAGCAGUGAGGACCCAAAGUAUGAUUGUAGAGUUUUUUAUUUCUCGAAGUGUGUAUUGUUAUGGUUUGAUCGGAAGUGUAGGAAUUAAGUUUUCUGAAACCGUUAUUGGUGUCCUAAAACUCUGUAAAUUCUGGUUUCAGAAUCUGUCGAGUGUUCACUGUUGAGUCAGGUUUCUGUGCAGGUUGUAUUUUGAAUUUGCUGUUUGAUUCUGGUUGGUUUCUUUAA